Messenger RNA from Blastomyces gilchristii SLH14081, 4787 nucleotides. Its product is annotated as insulysin. Gene Ontology annotation, biological process: peptide catabolic process. Bases 250 to 4068 code for a protein of 1272 amino acids. NCBI's taxonomy places the organism in Eukaryota, Fungi, Ascomycota, Eurotiomycetes, Onygenales, Ajellomycetaceae. Gene Ontology annotation, cellular component: cytosol; mitochondrion. The transcript has 2 exons. Gene Ontology annotation, molecular function: metalloendopeptidase activity; metal ion binding. The record is from RefSeq and is a predicted model, not a curated record.
CUAAGAUCCGUAAUAUUCGGUACCAGGGCGGGUAUUGGACUGUAUUGAAUUAUUACAUCACUUCGCUCGUUUCAAUUCAUUCACAUUCAUCUUGCGCAACCAUUAUUCUCCCACAUUGACACUCAUUUCUCCCCCGCCUGGUCUCCCUCUGUGCUCGCUCUCCCUUUGAUCUUGUUGUAGACCUAGGCUGCGCUUGUGUCAUCUUGCCUAGCCACUUGUCUUCUCUUGUCCUGUUUCCCGGUCUGUCGCAUGUCUUCAAGGCCUCUGGUUCGCUUGAUCAACACCACUACGGUACUCACCAGCAUCCCAACCCGCUCCCUACCGCCACGGAAUUUCCGAUUCCAUAUCCCAUAUCCCAGGCUCAUAUCUCUGCAUAAGAUCCCCAGCAUUGCGUUCCCUCAUUCGAUUUUCAAUAAUUCCCUCGCUCGUUCCUGUUUUUCUUCCAGACGACGCCACCUAUCCUCCAGUUCUUCUGCCUCUUUCCUCUUGCUCCAACAACAACAGCAACAGCAACAGCAGCAUCAAGUUCACCCUCUAUAUCAAAAGCCCCAGCACACUAUGGCAAUAGUUGAACGCCUUGCUGAGGACCUCGAGAAACCCUCUGUCGACGAUCGCUCCUAUCGUGUUAUCCGCCUUCCAAAUAAGCUCGAGGCUUUGCUUGUCCAUGAUCCUGAGACGGAUAAGGCGAGCGCUUCGGUUAACGUCAACGUUGGGAAUUUUUCAGACGAUGAUGACCUCCCAGGAAUUGCUCAUGCUGUAGAACAUGCUCUUUUUAUGGGAACUAAAAAGUACCCAAAAGAAAAUGCUUAUAACCAGUACCUAGCAGCACAUUCUGGACAUUCAAACGCAUACACUGCAGCAACGGAGACGAAUUACUACUUUGAAGUAGCCGCCACAGCAACUACGCUUUCCAAAAACGCCCAGGCGACCACUCCGACCACCCCGUCAACACCCGCAGAGGUGGAACCAUUGACGGAUGGCCUUUCAAGGUCGACCCUACCUGCUACUACUACUGUGGCCGACAGCGCAGCAUCCUCGACCAGCGAUUUGGUCCCCCCGCUUUAUGGCGCCCUUGAUCGAUUUGCUCAGUUCUUCAUCGCUCCACUAUUCCUAGAGUCUACUCUCGACCGCGAGCUCAGGGCCGUGGAUUCAGAGAAUAAAAAGAACCUCCAGAAUGAUGCCUGGAGGCUUAUGCAGCUCAACAAAUCACUUUCUAAUCCCAAACACCCCUACCACCAUUUUUCCACUGGAAACUUGCAAACGUUGAGGGACGGGCCGCAGUCACGUGGUGUUAACGUACGUGAUGAAUUCAUCCGAUUCUACGAAACAAAUUACUCGGCAAACCGUAUGAAACUAGUUGUGCUGGGUCGCGAAUCACUGGACGAGCUAGAGGGGUGGGUUACAGAGCUGUUCGCCGAUGUUAAGAAUAAGGAGCUGUCACAAAAUAGAUGGGACGAUGUACAACCAUACACCCCGGCGGAUCUGCAGAAAAUCUGUUUCGCCAAACCAGUCAUGGAUACUCGAUCUUUAGAAAUUUUCUUUCCUUACCAGGAUGAAGAGAAUCUGUAUGAAUCCAAACCGUCCAGGUAUAUCAGUCAUCUGAUUGGCCACGAAGGACCUGGUAGCAUUCUUGCCUAUAUCAAGGCAAAAGGUUGGGCAUAUGGCCUUUCCGCUGGUGCAAUGCCCAUCUGCCCAGGCUCCGCAUUCUUCACGAUAUCCGUCCGUCUUACAGAGGACGGUAUCAAUAACUACCAUGAAGUCAUCAAAACUAUUUUUCAAUACAUUUCCAUACUCAAAUCACGAGCGCCCGAAGAAUGGAUUUUCGAAGAGAUGAAGAAUCUCGCGGAGGUCGAUUUCAAAUUCAAGCAGAAAUCCCCGGCAAGUCGUUUCACGAGCACCCUCAGCAGCGUAAUGCAGAAACCAUUCCCUCGUGACUGGCUCCUCAGUGGGCCAAAUUUGAUGCGGAAAUUUGAUGAACAAGCCAUCCGACGCGGUCUCGAUUGCUUCCGUAUCGAUAAUUUCAAUAUUGAACUUAUUUCGCAGACGUAUCCUGGGAAUUGGGACUCCAAGGAGAAGUGGUAUGGGACCGAACACAAAGUCGAGAAGGUCCCGGGCGACCUACUCUCUGAGAUCGGACGCAUUUUGGAGUCCCCUUCAUACAACCCGAUGCCAGAACUUCAUUUACCACACAGGAAUGAAUUCGUCCCGACGCGCUUUGAAGUUGAGAAAAAAGAGGUAGCGGAACCGGCAAAGAGGCCCACCCUCAUCCGGAACGACGACCGUGCUAGAGUAUGGUUCAAGAAGGACGACACUUUCUAUGUCCCUAAAGCAAGUGUUCAAAUCGCCCUUCGGAACCCGCUGGCUUAUGCUACCCCGGGUAACAACGUCCUUACAAGAAUAGCGUGCGCUUUAAUCCAAGAUGAUCUUCAAGAGUAUUCCUACGAUGCUGAGCUAGGUGGACUUGAUUAUAACUUGACCGCCAGUGUAUCCGGUCUCGAAAUGUCAGUGUCCGGGUACAAUGAUAAGAUGGCAGUGCUCUUGGAAAAGGUUCUACACAGCAUGAGGGACUUUAAAGUCAAGCCUGACCGAUUUAAGGUUGUUAAGCAGCGAAUGGCCGACGCCUUCUCGAAUUCUGAGUAUCAGCAGCCCUACUACCAGGUUGGGAAUGUGACAAGAUACUUGACGGCAGAGAAGACUUGGAUUACCGAGCAACUGGCAGCUGAGCUGGAACACAUUGAACUCGAAGACGUGGCCGCUUUUUUCCCACAGCUGCUCCGUCAAACCCACAUCGAACUUCUGGGCCACGGUAACCUCUACAAGGAAGACGUGCUGAAAAUGGCUAACAUGGUGGAAUCAUCAUUCCAUUCCCGCCCAUUGCCCCAGUCCCAAUGGCACGUGCGCCGAAACAUAAUCAUACCACCGGGAAGUAAUUUCAUCUACGAAAAAACCCUUAAGGACCCCGCAAACAUCAACCACUGCAUCGAAUAUUACCUGUUCGUAGGCGAUAUAAUGGAACCACAACUACGCGCCAAAUCACUCUUAUUCGGGCAACUUACCAACGAGCCCGCAUUCGACCAACUACGGACACAGGAGCAGCUAGGCUACGUUGUGUGGAGCGGCAUCCGGUAUGGCGCCACCACACUGGGGUAUCGGGUCAUCAUCCAAAGCGAGAGAACAAAUCAGUACCUAGAGUCUCGCAUCGAGGCAUUCCUAGCCCGCUUCGCGGGGACGUUGGACGGCAUGACCGAUGAGGAAUUCGACGGCCACAAGCGAAGUUUGAUCAACAAGCGCCUCGAGAAGUUGAAAAACCUGAAUUCUGAAACGAAUCGGUUCUGGUCGCAUAUCGGCUCCGAGUACUUUGACUUUACGCAGCAUCAUACUGACGCGGAGAAAGUGUCGGAAUUGACCAAAGGGGAUAUGGUAGAGUUUUACCGGCGGUAUAUCGACCCACAAUCACCGACGCGUGCGAAAUUAUCCAUCCAUCUAAACGCGCAAUCCAGUGUGCAGCACAAGGAUGUUGAUGCUGGUGUCGUAUUGAACACAGCGGAUGAGCGCAAGACGAGCAUAAUCGAACAACUGUCAGACAUCGCAUCACAAUCAUUGACAGAGUUCGACAGCGACAAGUUUAAAGCAUCAUUCGCCGAUGUGAAUUUCAUGACAAGCGACGUUGCGACGAAUAAGGACGUCAUCAUUUCAGCGGUCAGAGGCUUCCUAGAGACCGAACUAAAGCUUGAUAGUGAGAAGGUAGCUAGCAUCCUCGCGCCGACUACCAAUGUUCUCAAUGAGCUAUUACAAGGGUUUGUAAUCAUGUCGCCUCCAUCCACGACUGGUGAUGCCACCUCCCCUGCUAUCGAGAAAGCUAACGGGACCGUCAACGGGACGAGUAACGGGACGAAAAAUGGCGCUAUGAAUGGUCAUGUUGUUGCGACGCCACCGGCAAUAACAAACCCGGUGCAGCCGGUGUACAUCACUAACGUACCGGAGUACAAGGCGCGUCUUCCCAUUAGUGCUGGGCCGUCUCCAAUCGUGGACCUGAGCGAGUUUGAAGAAAUUGAUCCGAAGUUGUAAAGUCGCCUUCCCUUUACUGCUUUUAUAUUGUUUUUGCCCUUAUAUUUUGUGUUGGAUGACGGUUGCUCGAUGGAAGAGGGAGGUUUCGGUUUAGGAUCAAUCCAAUCAAUCAGCCAGUGGGAUAUGUAAAGUGAUUAUUACCUUAUGUGAUUCUGUAACUACCUAGGGCGCUUUCCGGGCUAUAUGUUUCUCAUUGAUUUGUUUCAUUUUUUCCAUCCUUCUGUUUUCAUAGAUAUACUCGGAGCUUCUGUAUUCCAUGUCGCCUAUAUUUUGCGCGGAAAUAGCUAUAGAGGGUAGGAAGUUACAAGGCUGUUAGUUAAUGGGCGAUGUGUGUGUGCCUAUAGUUAUAGUUACUAUUACAUACAACGCCUAGGGAAGUUAAGGUUUCUCAUAAAUGCUUACCUGGUAGCUCACCCUCAAGCUUCCCAUAUCCUACAACACCCGCACGAAGGCGUAUCCAUGGACAAUGUAUGCACAUGUACAAGUAGCCAUAGCACCCAAACAGAUUCAAUGAGGGGUUUUGGAACAGUUCAAGUGUUGAGCCGCGCAAUUUCUUGUCAUACCUAUCUGGAAUUGCGAAAUUUCCUUUCCUCAUUCUUCUUUGUCACUGCUUGUCCUCUUGCCUAUGUAUGGGGGCAACUCAUCAUCAUGAAUACAGUGAUCAGAUUCUCAUUUAUUUAUUGAUUGGUUGUUAGGUUUGAAACAUUUGUCUGCAUUGU